UCAACAAUACAUCGCCAUCAGGACCGCCGAUUGCUAAACAGACUGAAUUAUUUCCCUUGGCACAACAUGAAUUAUCUUUCCUUGAUUCUCCUCAUCUCUCAGUCUUCAAAUGGAUCUUUUCGGAGAUUUACCGGAGCCAGGUCACCAGUCCAACUCAGUGGAAAAUAAAGAAUGCAACAAUGAAGAGAAACAAACUAAAACAACAAAUGGUGCAGCGACAAAAAGGAAAGCCACACAAUCAUCUGCAGAUGAAGUGUCUGCAACUGCAGCUAAACAAAGACAAUCAAUUAAUUAUUAUUUAAAAGGUUAUGUAAGAGAAAUGAAAGGAGAAAGAGAUGAAAUGCAAGAUGCACAUAUUGUACUUGAUGAUUUUGCUACUGAGUUUGAUGAUCUACAUCCAUCUGUUUGCAGACUGGCAGUGUAUGGUGUGUUUGAUGGCCAUGGUGGAUCCCGAGCCGCAUGCUUUGCCUCCAAACACUUAUACAAGAAUCUGAGAACAGUUUUUCCCAAGGGUGAUAUUAAACAAGUGGAAAAGGAAAUUAAAAGAUCUUUUAUUGAAGCCUACAAACAGACGGACAGAGAUUAUCUGACAGUUGCUGCUAAAAAUAAACCAGCAUGGAAAGAUGGCUCCACUGCAACAGUUGUAUUAGCAAUAAAUGAUACCUUGUACAUAUCCAACUUAGGAGACAGCAAGGCAAUAUUAUGUCGAUACAAAGAAAAUACUCAACAGUAUGUAGCAGUACCACUAACUACUGAACACCACCCGACUGUUUAUGAAGAAAGAAUGCGAAUUCAAAAGGCUGGAGGCCAUGUUAAAGAUGGUCGUGUGAUGGGUACUCUAGAGAUCUCUCGUUCCCUAGGAGACGGACAAUAUAAGAAUCAUGGUGUCAUCUGUGUACCUGAUGUUAGGAAAUGCCAGCUAACUGACAAUGAUCGAUUUUUUAUCAUUGCUUGUGAUGGACUUUGGAAAUCUUUAACUGCUGAAGAAUGUAUCCAGUUUGUUUGCAAUGUUUUAGAGGUCACUGUGUUUAAUCAAAAGCAUUUAAUCAGCAAUGAGAGAGGCAGCAUUCAAAACCAUUUUGAUUUUUCAGGGUGUCUGAGAUUGGUGGAAGUAAGCUCUUGACAAACACCAAAGACCUGUCCCCCACCCUCCCUAUACAUCAAAUGUUUACAACAGAAUUUACUCAACUGUGGGCCUCCAAGCCUCAAGAAAUGGUGUUAAGCAAAUGAUGGAUUAAAUCACCACUCAAAAACUCCAGAAAGUUAGGAGGCACAAAAAACAAUAUAACAAGGCAUUUCAUUCAGAAUCUUUAACAAUUCUACCAAUCCUCUUCUUUAGACUGGUACUUUACUUUUUCAACCACAAAAGGAUGAAAGGCAGUACCAUCUUUAGCAGUAAAUAUUUCACUUUGGUGCAAAUGCUGUUGUUAAAUGAAUCAACUUCGGUACAAUAUUGCUGCUUACUUUAUAAAUCCUGGAGUGAACUGAGCUCAGAACAAAGAGGUACUAAGCUAUAUAAAUUAAUACUUUCAGACAAAAAUAUCUUGUGUUGUUUAUUCUACCCAAGUGUCACAGACACUCCACUGUCACUCUCAACAUUAGAUAUUCAAUAAAUCAAUGAUUGACCCUUUGAAAAUCUUUAACUACCCUAUUUUUCACAACAUCCUUGCUUAUGUAUUCGCAAAACAUGAUACAUAAAAAUCUUUCUAAAGUAGUUAUCUUUGAAAAAUUAACAUGAAGACCAACAUUAUUUUUGCC
Molecule: messenger RNA, 1758 nt
Organism: Octopus bimaculoides (California two-spot octopus)
Lineage: Eukaryota; Metazoa; Mollusca; Cephalopoda; Octopoda; Octopodidae
Product: integrin-linked kinase-associated serine/threonine phosphatase 2C
Biological process (GO): protein dephosphorylation
Molecular function (GO): protein serine/threonine phosphatase activity; cation binding
Source: RefSeq, a predicted model, not a curated record